AUGUCUGGAAAAGCUCCAAAGGAAAUAGUAACUGACCAUGCAAAAGCGAUGCAGAAUGUCAUUAAAAUUGUGUUUCCAGAAGCUAGACAUAGGUGGUGCAUAUGGCAUAUAAUGAAAAAACUUCCUGAUAAAUUUGGUGUGCACAAGAGAUUUUCUAAUAUUAGUUUUGACAUGAGAGUUGCAGUAUAUGAUUCACAAACUCCGGGAGAGUUUGAACAAUUGUGGGAUUGGAUGAUGGAGGCGUGUGAUUUGGGAGACCACAAAUGGUUGACUGAUUUAUAUGAAGAAAUGGAGAUGUGGGUACCAGGUUACCUAAAUAUAUUUCGGUUUGAAUUUGCAUUAAGGGACAAGGUGGAAAAGGAAAAGGAAGCGGAUACAAUUACAUCUCUAAAAAGCAUCCCCAUUAUAACUGAAUAUCCAAUGGAGAAACAGAAUACAAUACUACCAGGUAUCAAGUGUGUGUUUAAUUAUGGUGUAAAAGAACUUCCAGAUAAAUAUAUCUUGAGACGAUGGCGGAAGGAUGUGAAAAGAUAUCAUACAAAGGUGAAACUGGGUUUCAGUUGUUGGAAAAACGAUGAUGCAAGUAACCAAUAUUAUGAUUUGUGCAAUAAAUUUAGUGAAUUUGCAGAUUGGGUUAUAGGUACUAGUCAAUACCGUGAUGUCGAUGAUUGGUUGGGUUGUAAGAAGAAGGAAGUGCAACAAACAUUUAUCAAACUAAAAGAAAGCGAGAAACUGAUAGGAAAUCAACUUGAGGAAAAUAUACCGGAAGCGGUAGAUGGAGAUAUUGAAUAUGGAGUAGGUGAUAAUGUUGUUAUUAGUGUGAAUGACCCGUUAUGA
This is a messenger RNA of Papaver somniferum (opium poppy), 837 nucleotides long. Its product is annotated as protein FAR1-RELATED SEQUENCE 5-like. NCBI's taxonomy places the organism in Eukaryota, Viridiplantae, Streptophyta, Magnoliopsida, Ranunculales, Papaveraceae. Bases 1 to 837 code for a protein of 278 amino acids. The record is from RefSeq and is a predicted model, not a curated record. Gene Ontology annotation, biological process: regulation of DNA-templated transcription. The transcript has 3 exons.